Aspergillus glaucus CBS 516.65 is the source of this 1100-nucleotide messenger RNA. Its product is annotated as zinc-binding alcohol dehydrogenase family protein. Gene Ontology annotation, molecular function: oxidoreductase activity, acting on NAD(P)H. The transcript has a single exon. Lineage: Eukaryota; Fungi; Ascomycota; Eurotiomycetes; Eurotiales; Aspergillaceae. The coding region runs from base 18 to 1058 and encodes 346 amino acids. The record is from RefSeq and is a predicted model, not a curated record.
UCACCAUAACCGCCACAAUGUCUCAAAAAGUCAUCGCAGUCACCGCCCCCAAACAAGCCACCCUCACAAACCGCCCCCUCCCCACCCUCCGCGACGACUACAUCCUCGUGAAAACCGUCAGUGUCGCCAUUAACCCCACUGAUUGGAAGCACGUCGAGUACCUUGCUCCCCCCGGUGUCCUCGUCGGCUGCGACUACUCCGGUGUCGUCGAGGAGGUCGGCAAGGACGUCAAGAAGCCGUUCAAGAAGGGCGAUCGGAUCUGCGGAUUCGCGCAUGGAUCCAAUGCCGUGCAGGCUGAGGAUGGGACCUUUGCCGAAUACAUCGUUGUCAAGGGCGAUGUGCAGUUCCAUGUCCCUGAUUAUAUGAGCUUCCAGGAAGCCGCGACGCUGGGUGUCGGUGUGAACACUGUCGCGCAGGCAUUGUACCAGUCUCUACAAUUGGCGCUUCCCACGGAUCCCGUUAAGGAGAAGACCCCCAUCCUGAUCUACGGUGGUUCCACGGCAACCGGUACCCUGGCGAUCCAAUUCGCCAAAUUAUCCGGCUACACAGUCCUGACAACCUGUUCCCCCCGCAACUUCGACCUCGUCAAGAGUCUCGGCGCAGACGCCGUGUACGACUACAACGACCCCAACUCCGCCUCCAAGAUCCGCGAAGACACCAACAACAACCUCAAACUCGUCUUCGACACCAUCUCCCUCGAAGACUCGGCCAAGUUCUCCGACAACGCCCUCUCCACUGAAGGCGGCGACUACAGCGCGCUUCUGGUCGUCGGCAUCGAGCGCGAGAACGUCAAGGACCGGUGGACUCUGGCGUACUCUAUUAUCGGCGAGGCGUUUGAUUUCGGUGAGGCCAAGUUCCCGGCUAAGCCUGAGGAUAGGGCAUUUAUUGAGGGCUUCUUGCCGGUUGCUGAGAAGGUGUUAAAUGAGAAGAAGAUUAAGGUUCAUCCGGUUAAGGUGUUGCCGGAUGGGUUGAAGGGGGUGUUGCAGGGUUUGCAGGAUAUGAAGGAGGGCAAGGUUAGUGGGAAGAAGCUUGUGUAUAAUGUUUCGGAGACUCCGUAAAUAGGCUAUCGUAUAUAAUAUUUCAAUUCAUGUACAUUCACA